Messenger RNA from Oryza brachyantha (malo sina), 1691 nucleotides. RefSeq names its product cyanidin 3-O-rutinoside 5-O-glucosyltransferase-like. Bases 1 to 1533 code for a protein of 510 amino acids. Gene Ontology annotation, molecular function: UDP-glycosyltransferase activity. Lineage: Eukaryota; Viridiplantae; Streptophyta; Magnoliopsida; Poales; Poaceae. The record is from RefSeq and is a predicted model, not a curated record. The transcript has a single exon.
AUGCAGGCGGCCAUAUAUACUGUACUGGCAGGCCACAGGGUAGUAGCUCUCGAACGCCCAGCUCCGGCCAUGGCGCGCCAGCACUUCCUCGUCGUCGCGUACCCCGCGCAGGGCCACAUCAACCCGGCCCGAGCGCUCGCCGCGCGCCUCGCCCGGGUCACCGGCGCGGACGUCACCCUCUCCGCCGCCGUGUCGGCGCACCGGCGCAUGUUCCCGUCCCUCGCCGCGCCCGACGAGGAGGCCCGCGACGACGGCGCCGGCGUCUCCUACGUCCCGUACUCCGACGGCUACGACGAAGGCUUCCGGCUGUUCGACGGCGACGGCGAGGCGGCCUGGAGGAACGUCGACUCGUUCGACCGCGUCGGCCGCGAGACGUUCGCCGCCGUGGUGGACCGCCUCGCCGCGCGGGGGCGGCCGGUGACGUGCGUCGUGUACGCGUUCCUGAUGUGGUGGGCGGCCGACGUCGCGCGCGAGCGCGGCAUCCCGCGGGUGCUGUACUGGAUCCAGCCGGCGACCAUGCUCGCCGUGUACUACCACUACCUGCACGGGUACGAGAGCCUCGUGACGGAGCACGCCGGCGAGCCGGAGUUCACGGUGUCCAUGCCGGGCCUCCCGCCGAUGGCCAUCCGAGAUCUCCCGACCUUCUUCAUCGAUCUCGAUGACGCCUGGCUCGCCGCGGCGUUCAACGGCGUCAAGAAGACGAUCCGGCAGGUGGACAUUGACCGGAGCAGCGGUGGCGUCGCCGGAGCAAAGCCGAUGGUGCUCGUCAACACCGUCGAGGAACUGGAGCUCGACCUUCUCGCCUCCUUCCCUGAGCUGGACAUCCUCCCCAUCGGCCCGGUCGUCACCUCGCUCGACGGCGGCAAGGUCUCCAAAGCGUCGCACGACUUGUACAAGCACGACGAGAAGGGCUACAUGGAGUGGCUCGACGCGAAGCCGGCGGAGUCGGUGGUGUACGUGUCGUUCGGGAGCAUGUCGGCGGUGAGCAAGCGGCAGAAGGACGAGAUCCGGCGAGGGCUCGCCGCGACCGGGCGGCCGUACCUGUGGGUGGUGCGCGAGGACAACAGAGACGACGGCGACGGCGACGAGCCCGCGCCGCACGACGGCAUGGUGGUGGGGUGGUGCGACCAGGUGCGCGUGCUGUCGCACCCGGCCGUCGGCUGCUUCGUGACGCACUGCGGGUGGAACUCGACGCUGGAGGCCGUCGCCUGCGGCACGCCGGUGGUGGCGGCGCCGCAGUGGUCGGACCAGGACACGAACGCGCUCCUCGUCGCCGGCUGGGGCGUCGGCGUGCGCGCCGCCACGGCCGCCGACAGGGUCCUGGAGGCAGACGAGCUCGCGAGGUGCGUGGAGGCGGUCAUGUCGGACACGGCGGCCGCCUUUCGCCGGAGCUCGGCCGCGUGGAAGGCGAAGGUGCAGGGCGCCGUCGCGGAGGGCGGCUCGUCGGGUCGCAAUUUGAAGUCUUUCCUGGACCGAAUCGCAAAUGUUGCGCACAACACGUCGACGCAGCGUUCGUCAGGCGUGAUGUCUUGAAACAAAAGCGUCAAAAGUCAAAACAGCUCUCCGAUAUACCUACAAAUGCAGAGGAACAAAAAAAAAACACAAGAUAAUUAAUCAGUGAGAUGUAAUGGAUUUUAUUUUCAAUAAUCAAGUGUUCAAAUAUGCCCUCGAGUUCGUACAUGUAGUGUGGC